Molecule: messenger RNA, 798 nt
Organism: Anastrepha ludens (Mexican fruit fly)
Lineage: Eukaryota; Metazoa; Arthropoda; Insecta; Diptera; Tephritidae
Exons: 3
Coding region: 162-644 (160 amino acids)
Biological process (GO): extrinsic apoptotic signaling pathway
Molecular function (GO): CD27 receptor binding
Source: RefSeq, a predicted model, not a curated record
AGUAGAGUAAUCGUUUCAUUACAAGACAUCACUAAGAGUGAUUCUGUUAGAAUUUUUUUUAUUAUUUUUUGCUUUUUAUAGUAGUAAGUAUAAACAAAGCAUUUACCUAGUAUAAAAAUACUUCUUGUAGAAGUGCGCUUGAUAAGCGUGACGUUAUAAUCAUGUUGAAGAGACCGCGUUGCGAGGAUUUCGAGGCAUUUGUGCCACAAACCAAAAAGCUCAUUAGCGAAAAAAUCGUGGAGCAGAGAGAUCAAAAUAAAAUGGCCAAGAUUCAUGAAAAAACCAUUAACUUGUUAUUCAAGGCGGCGCGCGAAUGCAAAUCCACGCAAUCAGCUGCAGCGGAGGCCAUAGAGAUCCCACUAUGGCAGCAGGUUGUACUGCGUGGAAACGGAGAAAUUACAUCAAGGAAUAUUACAGAUUUAAUAGUUGAUAUUUCCUUAGUGAGCAUGAAAUCAAAAUGCUGCCACCGUGAUGCUUAUGUAUGUAGCGACUGCUGCAACUGUGCACAACCUCUGUGUGAAUUCUGUGGUCACUCGUGUGCAGAAUGUGGCAUAUUCUUGUGCGACAGUUGCGUUUCACUAUUCGGAUGCGGUAACGUUGAACGGCCCAUUUGUGAAAAGUGCACAUUAUUUCAAAAUUUAUAAAAUAUGAACACAUUUCCCAUGAUAUUUAAUUAAGAUGAAUUGAUCAAUCAAUAUUGUUCUCUAUUGCCAGCUUUAAUAUACGUUUUAAAAUGUUUAGUGUGAUUUAAGGUAAUCAAUUUAUUUAUAUUAAUAUAUUAAAAACUUCUCAAUUUCA